This is a messenger RNA of Capsicum annuum, 1779 nucleotides long. RefSeq names its product 26S proteasome regulatory subunit 6A homolog. Gene Ontology annotation, cellular component: proteasome regulatory particle, base subcomplex. Gene Ontology annotation, biological process: proteasome-mediated ubiquitin-dependent protein catabolic process. The transcript is spliced from 9 exons. Bases 187 to 1458 code for a protein of 423 amino acids. The record is from RefSeq and is a predicted model, not a curated record. Lineage: Eukaryota; Viridiplantae; Streptophyta; Magnoliopsida; Solanales; Solanaceae. Gene Ontology annotation, molecular function: ATP hydrolysis activity; proteasome-activating activity; ATP binding.
AUAUUGGGCCAAUCAUGGACCGAUUCCGAGGCCCAACAAUAUUGAGGAGGCCCAUUUAACAUAUCUUUCUUGAAGAAGAAGACUGGCAAAUAUCGGCAACGAAAAGGAGAGAAUAUAAAGCUUUCCGAUUGUACAAGCUUACUUAUACAGAUCGACUACGAUACACACACAAAAUCUCCGUCGACGAUGGCAACUCCGAUGGCCGAGGACAGCAACUUCGAAGAUGACCAGCUCCAUUCUAUGUCCACUGAAGAUAUUAUUAGGGCUUCACGCCUUCUUGACAACGAAAUUCGUAUCAUAAAGGAAGAGCUACAGAGGACGAAUCUAGAGCUGGAAUCAUUCAAGGAGAAGAUAAAGGAGAAUCAAGAGAAAAUUAAGCUCAAUAAGCAACUUCCUUACUUGGUCGGCAACAUUGUUGAGAUUUUGGAAAUGAAUCCAGAGGAAGAAGCUGAGGAAGAUGGUGCAAACAUUGAUCUUGACUCACAAAGGAAGGGCAAGUGUGUUGUACUGAAAACAUCCACGCGCCAGACAAUUUUCUUGCCCGUUGUUGGUCUUGUUGAUCCUGACACUUUAAAACCUGGUGAUCUGGUUGGAGUAAACAAAGACAGUUAUUUGAUACUGGAUACCUUGCCGUCUGAAUAUGAUUCCCGGGUGAAGGCAAUGGAGGUUGAUGAAAAGCCAACUGAAGACUACAAUGAUAUUGGAGGUUUGGAGAAACAGAUUCAAGAACUUGUCGAGGCAAUUGUGCUGCCUAUGACACACAAAGAGCGGUUCCAGAAAUUAGGCAUUCGUCCUCCAAAGGGAGUCCUUUUAUAUGGACCUCCUGGAACUGGGAAAACCCUGAUGGCCAGAGCCUGUGCUGCACAAACAAAUGCUACUUUUCUUAAGCUAGCGGGACCUCAGCUUGUGCAGAUGUUCAUUGGAGAUGGAGCAAAACUUGUUCGUGAUGCUUUCCAGCUGGCAAAAGAGAAAUCACCAUGCAUAAUUUUCAUUGAUGAGAUUGAUGCUAUAGGCACAAAGCGUUUUGAUAGUGAAGUUAGUGGGGAUCGAGAGGUCCAGCGUACUAUGUUGGAGUUACUUAAUCAGCUCGAUGGUUUUAGCAGCGACGAUCGGAUUAAGGUGAUAGCAGCAACAAACAGAGCUGAUAUUUUGGAUCCUGCUCUGAUGCGAUCUGGUCGAUUGGAUCGUAAGAUUGAGUUCCCCCACCCCACAGAGGAAGCCAGGGCUCGGAUCUUGCAGAUCCAUUCCAGAAAGAUGAAUGUUAACCCAGAUGUUAACUUUGAAGAAUUGGCUCGAUCGACAGAUGAUUUUAAUGGGGCACAAUUGAAAGCUGUAUGUGUUGAGGCAGGCAUGCUAGCACUCCGUCGUGAUGCCACUGAGGUAACGCAUGAAGACUUCAAUGAAGGUAUCAUUCAAGUUCAAGCGAAGAAGAAAGCCAGCUUAAACUACUAUGCAUAAGCUUAUUGUAGGUGCCCACUUCAAGCAGCUUUUAGCUUUUCAAAGUUGAACAUGGCUACUGCAUGCUACCUUUUCAAUAUUCAGCUUCUUUCUUUCUGGCCUGGGAGGGGGUAGGGAUAGAAGCUUUGCACAUUAGCCUCUGUGCAACACUUGCUUGUUGUGAUUUCUGAUAUCAAAAAGGUGUCUGAUGGUAUGUUGAUCUCUUUUUGAAUUUGUUCUUCCUGCUGUGUAACUAAUGACCUAGAGUAGCCUUUAGCUAUAUUGGCUACAGAGAUUUGUUAAUUGGAACUUAUCUUUAGUUACCCGAAGUAAGUUCCGUCA